Messenger RNA from Penicillium malachiteum, 1545 nucleotides. Its product is annotated as senescence-associated domain-containing protein. Bases 1 to 1545 code for a protein of 514 amino acids. Gene Ontology annotation, biological process: cell division. The transcript has 2 exons. Lineage: Eukaryota; Fungi; Ascomycota; Eurotiomycetes; Eurotiales; Aspergillaceae. The record is from RefSeq and is a predicted model, not a curated record. Gene Ontology annotation, cellular component: plasma membrane.
AUGUCAAGCACCUCGCAUGAUCCUCGAUUGCUGUACAGCGUCAACAAUAUCCGCGCAUUCCAUAUCCAAGAUGGAGAGGAACAGGAGUUGACCCCAUCUGGACCACAAACCCUCUCGUUACUUAUGGUCCCAACAGCUACUUCACCAUCUAAUAUCCCACCAUACGCAGUUGGCGCGGGCGCAGAGGCACCCGAAGAGGAUUUCUACCUUCACCUGUAUCUUCCACCUGAAUUGGAUUUGGCCUUACCGGCAACAACUCAGAUCUUCCAUCAGCCACCCGAUAGCUACCUUAUUCCUCGUUGGGAUCUUGCACCCGGCGCUUUCCUUCGCAUUCAGUUCCCUGGGAUCGGUUCUGGCCCUCAAAAUGUGACCCAAGAUGAUAUCGACACAUUUGAAACAAUCCUCGCUCAAUGCACGGCAUUUUUGGAGCACGCGAACCCUCCUCGAAAGUUUGAAGGAAAGUCCAAGGACUCCGCGGCGUACAAUUCCACUGGAUCAUAUGGGGCGUAUAAUCCAGCUGACUAUGCGCCUGGCGAGGGAUAUAUCACAUCGGGUGACCCUCGGGAAGCGCAUGGAAAGAUUGUGCUUGUCGAUGAGGAGGAUGGCAGCGUAGUCGGGGAGUUGGGCGAGGGAUACCAAGUGGUAGAGGACCCAGACGUGAAACCAGGAUCCAAACUACCAGUCAACAUUGAGCUUCCUGGAGAGGGAGAAGGGAAUCGCGUCAGUAUCAGCAACGUCUCUGAAGAGUACCUGGCCAUGUCACGACAUCCCGCGUACAAAAACUCGACCAUCGUCCAGACCUCCGCUACUGCAUCUCGUCUGAUUGUUGCAACAUCUACCUCGCUGGCGAAUGCCCUCACGAGCGGUGCAGAGAGCUUCACUAAGAAGACCAAGCCAAACCCGAAGCCAUUGACUUUCUCCGAUGCGACCCAUGCGCACGUCCGUAGAGUCGGCACGCUCUCAGAUAGCGCAGCUAAUUUCUCAGCUCGCACUCUGGGUCAGGUUGAGCGAGUAGCUCAGAACCUGGGUGCAUCACUUGCACGCAACAAUGCCACCGAGACAAAGGCCAAGGGAUUUGACAAGCGUAACCCGCCACCUGAUUACAAGCCCGGUGUCCUGAACAAAUCCAUGAUUGCAUUCACUACUAUUGCAGAUGGAAUCUCGGAGGGCGCACGGAAUAUCUUGCUUACAGGCUCAACUGCUACGAGCGCGAUGAUCGGACACAAGUAUGGUCCCGAGGCAGGCGACGUAGCCAGUAAUUUGACUGGUGGUGUCAAGAACGUCGGUCUGGUCUAUAUUGAUGCCACAGGUGUGAGUCGACGGGCGCUCCUCAAAUCCGUUGCUAAAGGUAUGGUUGUGGGUCGGAUGCGUGAUGGGAAGCAAGUCGUGGUGGGUGGCGGAGAUGGAGGCGAGUUCUCAAAUGAAGCUGGUCCAUCAGGUUCUUCGCGGGAUCCAUCUAACCCCACCCCACCUCCUGCAUACGGUGCUUCGGGAACGACAUCCCUUGGCGGCACGCCUAUGACGAUGUCUGGUGGGAAGCGGUGA